Pseudophryne corroboree (corroboree frog) is the source of this 4971-nucleotide messenger RNA. RefSeq names its product myelin regulatory factor (gene MYRF). The record is from RefSeq and is a predicted model, not a curated record. Gene Ontology annotation, biological process: central nervous system myelin maintenance; positive regulation of DNA-templated transcription; protein autoprocessing. The coding region runs from base 549 to 3875 and encodes 1108 amino acids. Gene Ontology annotation, molecular function: sequence-specific DNA binding; DNA-binding transcription factor activity. Gene Ontology annotation, cellular component: endoplasmic reticulum membrane; nucleus. NCBI's taxonomy places the organism in Eukaryota, Metazoa, Chordata, Amphibia, Anura, Myobatrachidae. The transcript is spliced from 27 exons.
ACGUCUUACAGAGAGAUCCUGGCAUUUACUGCAAGGUGAUAGGAAGCAUUAACAUGUAAAUUGCUGGAAACUGCCAGCAGGGGGAGACAAAAACACCCGUAGAAGCAUCAUCCCUGGGGAAGGAAGGAGCAUUAGGGAGACAAGCCACUAUACUGACCCUGACACUACCCAGAGAGAGGGAGAGCUCUCGGGGUCCCAGAGGAAGGACGCAGAAGGAAAGUGAUGCUGAAUGAUCUGCUGCUGUAACAUAGACAUUCCCCAGUGUGUGCUAAUAAGAAAAGGUUGGAGUAAGAAGAUAAGUCCUAAUUCAGAAGGAAAGGGUCCCAGCCCUGGGAGAGCAGAGUCCCGCUGAGUAUCUGAAGCUGCUGCUGCUGCUGCACUGAUUUGUCUCUGGUGUGACCUGUGUAACUAACUGUCAGCUGUGUGGUCAGCUUCCCCACACCUUCACUGAGAGGACCUUCCAAUCUGGCCAAGACUCAUGGUGUGCGACUUCAUGGCAGCUUGGACUUCACACUCCUAGGACUUUGCGUUACCUCUAGGACAGAGUCAUGGAAGUUGUGGAUGAGACAGAGGCUUUACAACGCUUCUUUGAAGGACAUGAUCUUAAUGGAGCUCUGGAACCUUCAAUUGACACAAGUAUCCUAGAGGAAUACAUCAGCAAAGAGGACUCUUCUGAAAUCUGCUUUCCGGAAAUCCCACCUUCUUCCAGCUAUGCAAACUCUGGUCAGUCCUGCAAUACUGCCGCAGUCCACCUUCCUGGCGUCCUUUCCAAUAUAGGCCAUGCAGGACCAUCCAGCUCAGGUGGGGUCCUCCACAUGGGUCAGCAAAUGCCAAUGCGGCCUGCUAUGGGUGGCACAUGUGGAGGGCCACCAUUCCAGUCACAUCUCAACUGCAAUAACAACAGUGCCAUGGUCAAUCCCAAAGGAUACCCUACACCCAGCAUGUGCAUGGGUGGGCCCGGUCUACCCAUCAAAGCGGAACCUAAAACCAGCUAUGCAACUGCCACUUUACCUGACUCUCCCCCAGACUCCGGAUCAGAGGCGUACUCCCCCCAGCAGCUGAAUGAUCCUCAUAUGCUUCGCACUAUGACCCCUGAAAACAUAUGUCACAUCACCCCGCCUUCCCGCCUGGAGCACCCACCUCCAUCUCAUCUACAGGGCCCGCCACCUCCACAUCCCGCACACCAACAGCAUUAUCCCAGCAUGCAACGGGAACUGUACCUGAAAGUAGAGUCCCUGAUGCCACAAUACCCAUCCCUUGGACCCGGUAUUCCCCCUGCAGACCUUCACCAUGUACAGCAGUCUCAGAUGCUCCAUCAGCUCCUACAGCAACAACAUGGCGCAGAGCUCCCGAUGCAUCCUACAAAGAAGCGGAAACACUCAGAUUCUCCCAACUUGAGGGAUCAAGUAACCAAUGGAGGCAUGGUGAAACAGGAGCCGGACCUUUUCCUGAUUUCAUCUUCAGGUCUCAUGCAGGAUAAUGAUAGUCUGAAUGGCUCGUAUUUGGAUCCCAAUUAUCAAUCUAUAAAAUGGCAGCCGCACCAACAGAAUAAGUGGAUCACACUGUAUGACAGCAACUACAAAGAACUCCCGAUGCCCACCUACAAAGUGGAUGCAGACAAAGGAUUUAACUUCUCCGUGGGAGAUGAUGCUUUUGUAUGCCAGAAGAAAAACCACUUUCAAGUCACAGUGUACAUCGGCAUGAUCGGAGAGCCCAAAUAUGUAAAAACCCCUGAAGGCAUCUUACCUUUGGAGUGCUUCUAUCUAAAACUUAAUGGUGUGAAGCUGGAGGCCAUCAAUCAAAGCAUCAGUAUUGAGCAAUCGCAGUCUGACCGCAGCAAGCGCCCAUUUCAUCCAGUCACGAUGUCUCUUCCCCCGGACCAGGUCACUAAAGUGACAGUUGGGCGACUCCAUUUCAGUGAGACUACAGCAAAUAACAUGCGAAAGAAAGGAAAACCCAACCCAGACCAGAGGUAUUUUCUCUUAGUGGUGGCUCUCCAGGCCCAGGCUCAGAAUCAGACAUACCUGGUGGCAGCACAAGCCUCUGAACGCAUCAUAGUCCGGGUAACCGCAAAGGGGCUGGAGAAAGGGGCCUCAAAUCCUGGUCAGUUUGAGAGUGAUAGUGAAGUGCUGUGGCAACGUGGCCAGCUCCCGGACACGGUCUUUCACCAUGGACGUAUUGGCAUUAACACAGAACGGCCAGAUGAGGCUCUUGUGGUACAUGGAAAUGUCAAGAUAAUGGGCUCUCUUAUGCACCCCUCUGACCUUAGAGCUAAGGAGGACAUUGAGGAGGUUGAUACCACGGAACAGUUGAAACGGAUCUCUCAGAUGCGUCUGGUUCAAUAUCAUUAUAAGCCUGAGUUUGCGAGCACGGUGGGGCUUGAUGACUCAGCAGAGACAGGAGUGAUUGCGCAGGAGGUGCAGGAGAUACUUCCUGAGGCUGUAAAAGAGUCGGGGGAUGUUGUGUGUGCCAAUGGAGAAACCAUAGAGAACUUCUUAGUAGUAAACAAGGAGAGGAUAUUCAUGGAGAACGUUGGUGCAGUGAAGGAGCUCUGUAAGCUGACAGACAACUUAGAGAAUCGGAUCGAUGAACUGGAAAGGUGGAGUCGGAAGCUGGCCAAACUGCGAAGGUUUGACAGCAUGAAAAGUACUAACAGUCAUACAGGAAGUCAGUUCAGUCGUGCAGGAAGUAUCCCUUACAAGCAGCGUCCCACCAAAGUAAUUGGCAAGGCAGUGACGCCUCCUACUGAUCAGAGCUGUGUCAGUCAACGAUUUCUUCAGGCGACCAUCAUUGUCCUUGUUAUUAUCAUGGCUUUCAGUGUUAUCUCCAUGACCACUCUUUAUGUGUUGAAUUUGCGCAGUGAAGAUGAUCUGCUGGAUAUGGAUGGUGCUCUUACUUCACCUGGUACCUGUACUCUGACUUUCUUCCGACAGACCCGUCUUACGCUCCCCUUUGCUCUGUGUACAUGCUCAAGUCAGAACUUUGAUACCACGCAGCUGAGAAGCUCCACCACCCCUCCUCUACAGGCCACGGAGAGUUCAGAUUGGUUACACAACCCUAAUCCUUCCAUCACGAUAAACCUGUGUGUGACACCUCCGUGUAAUGCUGUAUGCUGCUCUGGCCCUCAGAGCGCUUCGUCUUCUCCAGCCGUCACCUCUGGAAAAACAUCUUCUCGUGCUGAGACCUCAGUAACAGACAAUGCUUCAUCUGCAACUAUCAGAAAGGCAAAAUCCAGAUUCCUGGACAAGAACCGUAACUACCCGCAAACCGUGCCUCGUCCUGUAAGCCCGCCACCACAGUAUACUCAGAGCAAAAACAAACACAGCCCAAACAGCCUACCUGGGCAGGACCUUCGCAACAGGAGAAGUGUGAAGGAGGAGAGCAUGCCAACUUCUAUCACGAGCAUCACACAUGGGAAUGAAUCUCGUGCAUCUGUCUCUUCCAUCCGGCUUCUGGAGACUGACACGCUCAUAACAGAUCAGAUGUGUGCCUCCCAAGACACCUGCAGUGCAGGAAACUACACAUAUGUACUCCCUCUGAGCAAGUACAGCUCGCUGACCGGCAGUCUUACACUGGAGCUCAACUCCUCUUUACCUGUGUCAGUGAAUUUGUGUGAAACAACUACAGGGAAAAACUGCGAGACACCUGUUACCAGAAAACCUUCGGAGGAUCAGAGCUGCUCUCAGGUCUCUGGAGUGUGUACCCAGCCGGUCCCAUCAUCCUACCAUUUGUGGUCUCUCCAGUUGUUUCCUUCCCAGGAUUUCACCUUUCAUCUGCAAGUGUCACCUCCGGGAACAGCAGGAUGCUAUGAUACGUCUGUGGAUCCUUCACAAGUUACAGACUAUUAUUUCAGUUUUUACCGACUCUGCAACUGACGCGCUUGUUGAACAGCUGGGAAAACCCCCACAUUUCUCCCUCUUUCCACUGGGCGCAGAAAACGUGCCCUCCCAUGCCCCCCAGACUGCAGGCAGCCACGGGGUGACCCAAACCCCUCACUGGAUGUGCAACACUGGACCAAACCAAGCAGCACUGGAAUCAUCUGGGACCGACUGGAAAUCAGAGGGCCAUCACACUGGAGACACAGGGAAUGAUCCCCACGCAAGAAAAAUGGGAUUUCCCCAGUCCAAUAAUGGGGAAUGUAAAGGCUGAGGAUGGUGCAGCUUCUUCCCCAUGCUAAUGAUUUUCUAUAUGUUUAAAUGUUAUGAUUCUGUUACAAACCUUCCUAUUAUUUGUGACCCUCCCAAUCCUUGGUUGAAGUUACCAGGAAGUCAUCUCCUAUUGUUAACCAUCCCUGCAGGCCUGUGUAGCUCAGCAGUCUGAACUUUUAGCUGCUGCCGCUAAGCCGAAGCCUGCAGAAGCCGUAUCACGUUACUGAGAUAUGUUUGUGUUCUAUUGUAUUUUAUGUGAAUCUUUUUUUUUUUCUUGUCUGUUUUGUAUUUAAUUCUCUAACCACAGAAGUGCACUUAAUCUUAACAUGGCAGUGUGGACCAAAAUUGUGCCUUGGAAAAAAAAAAAAAAGGGGGCGGUCAUAAGCACUAGAUGGUGAAUCUGCACGACAAAAACUGGGCACCCGGCGUGCCGGCGCUGUGCAAAAAGGACCCAGACACCAGACCCCCGAUCAGUCUUUCUGACGUCAUUUCUGCUCUUAAUGUUAAAAUCCUGUAAAUAUUGUUUUCUUACAGUAAUUAAGACACUAAUCGCAUUGCAGCAUUUUAACCCUUCCAGUACUGUGGGUCCAGACCUAUAGUAUUAGAAGGGUUAAACUGCCAUUUUAGCUGGACCUAUGAGUUCAAAGCAUUUUUUAUGUUUUUUUUUUUAAUUUCCCAAUUUGUAUUUAUAUUUCCCUUGCUACUCUUCUUGCACUGUUAUCCCCUUCCUCUUACCCUAUUCUUUGGGUCUGAAGUAAAAAAAAAAAAAAAAAUGCUGUCUGCAUAUAAAUACCCACAAUAUAAAUAAUUAUUUGUACUCUGA